CCCCCCCCCCUCCCGGCCGCCUCCACCACCGCCGCACGCUGCGCCUGGCACACGCGCUAGAGCAUCACGCUCGCGCUGCACAGCUCCAGACGCAGCUAAGUAGACUCUGUUGCGCGCUCCGUGGGAGGGCGGUGGCAAGCGCGCCGUGUGCGCGUGCCUGGACGGCGGCGGCCCUUGCGCAGCCUCCCCCUGCCCCACAGCGGCUCGCACAGCCUACUCACGCCACGCAGCAGCUGCUCCUUGCGCUCGCCCUCACGCCUGGCAGCUGCUCGUUGCAAUGCCGCCGCUCUCUUGCCGUACGCACGCCGCUCGCUGCUGCACUGCCUUACAGCCGGCCCUCCUUCUUGCUCCUGCUUCUGGCACGCCGCCAAUCUUAGCUGCGCAUAGGCCAGCGCUCCUCCUCACGCCCCGCAACUGCAGCCUUGCUGUAAGGACGCAGCGCGUUUGGCUCAUCGCUGUACGACGCCACUCUUUAUCCUGCUUGCCUCCUCAUCGCGCUACGCUGCACCUCUCCUGCGCUCCUCCUCACAGCCCGCAACAGCUCUCCUCCUCACCACGCCUCCCAGCCUCUGCUCUGCGCUCUGUUGGCACGGUCGCGCUGUUCAAGCAUGUAUUCCGCGCCUUGUCGCCAACGCUUCUCCUGGCACGCCGCCACUCCUGUUUGCGGCGCCCGAGCCGCCGGCCCACCACGCACGGGACGCCAGACGCAGCAGCAGCCGCUCAGCACCCAGCAGGCCGCGGCGUGAGCGUACCCCGCAUCCGUCACGCGUUCCCACAGCACAGCCUCACGCACCACGCAAAGGCAGCCCACGCGGUGCUCCUCCUCUCGCUUGCCUUCUCUCCUCUCCUCCCUCUGCGUCUCUCCCCCGCGCUCUCUCGCGUCUCAAGGUGUCCUGCGUGCAAGCUGAUCCGCGGAACUCCGCGCCGCCUCAGCUCCGAAGCUGCGUGAGCUGCUGCAGCGCGCUCAGGGGGCAUCCGCCGCUGCACCGCCGCGCUUACGGCCCCGGCACCGCCCGGAGUCCGGCGAGCGCCCCGAGGGGCAGAUCGACGAGCGCAUCGCCACAUCGAGCACAGCGACAAGGUCCAAGCGCGAGCAGCGAGCUGCUUGUCUCUCGACCACCACCAUCACUACCACCACCACCACCCCGCGUCCCCUCUCUCUCUCUCUCUCUAGCAUCAAGCACGAAGCCAAGGUGCUC
Molecule: messenger RNA, 1199 nt
Organism: Tilletiopsis washingtonensis
Lineage: Eukaryota; Fungi; Basidiomycota; Exobasidiomycetes; Entylomatales
Exons: 1
Coding region: 278-949 (223 amino acids)
Source: RefSeq, a predicted model, not a curated record